Messenger RNA from Neltuma alba, 2745 nucleotides. RefSeq names its product receptor-like protein EIX1. The coding region runs from base 1 to 2745 and encodes 914 amino acids. The transcript has a single exon. Gene Ontology annotation, molecular function: protein binding. Lineage: Eukaryota; Viridiplantae; Streptophyta; Magnoliopsida; Fabales; Fabaceae. The record is from RefSeq and is a predicted model, not a curated record.
AUGAUGAGCGUGAGUUAUCUAAACCUUGUGAAACUGCCGCAACCAAUCAUCAUACUCAUGCUGCUGCACUUGCAGGCUGAGUUGUUCAUGAUAGGGUCAUGUUGGAGAAUGGGAGAUGCCAAUGCUAGUUGCCUACACAAGGAAAGACGAGCUCUUCUCAGCAUGAAGAGUGCCUUUGUGGAUGAUGAUGGCCGUCUAUCUUCAUGGGGCUCUUCUCCAGAUUGUUGCCAUUGGAGUGGUGUUCUUUGUAAUCCUUAUACUGGUCACGUUGAGAUGCUCGAUCUUUAUGGCGGUGUGAUGCCCUCACAGCGCUUAAGAGGUGAGAUUAGCCCAUCAUUGAUGGACUUGCAAAACUUAAACUAUUUGAAUCUCAGUUCCAAUGAUUUCAAUCGGAGUCAAAUCCCAAAAUUUUUUGGUUCUCUCACCAAAUUACAAUAUCUUGAUCUAUUUGAUUCUUCUUUUGGUGAGAAAGUACCAAUUGAACUUUGCAAGCUUUCAAACUUGUUGGUUCUAGAUCUUUCCUCCAAUGGUUUAGUUGGUAACAUACCUUUCCAUCUUGCGAACCUAUCAAGUUUGCAGGAGCUCCAUCUAGAUGGGAAUCAUUUAGAGGGCAAUAUUCCUAGCCAACUUGGUAAUCUUUCGAGCUUGAAGAUACUCCGGAUUGGUUACAAUGAUGGUUUGAGAAUUGAUGGCAAGAGCUUGGAUGCCCUUGAGUGGCUUUCCAAUCUUCGGUCAUUAACUUUACUUGAUUUAAGUUCUGUUUCCAAUCUUAAUUACUCUGAUAACUUGUUGCUAAUUAUUGGAAAGCUUCCAAACCUGAGAGAGCUAUGGCUUGCAAAUUGUAGCCUGACAGACAAUAAUAUUCUAUCAACUGCUCCUUCCCAUUUGAAUUUUUCUGCAUCUCUCUUAGCUCUUUAUCUUGAUGACAACAAGCUGACAUCAUCAUUAUUCCCUUGGCUGUUCAAUCUAAGCUCCAAUCUCGCACAACUUUCUUUGUCCAACAAUCACUUAGGUGGUCCCAUUCCGGAUGAUUUUGGAAGAAACAUGAACUCUUUAGUGACUCUUGACCUUGAAGUCAAUGAGCUAAAUGGAACAAUCAGUGACAUCCAUUUUGAUAAUCUCACCAAGUUAAAAAGCUUAGACUUAUCUAAUAAUUUCUUGAACCUCAAAUUCAGUACCGACUGGAUUCCUCCCUUUCAAUUACAAUUUUUACGAUUACGGCACUGUAAGUUGGGCCCUGGAUUCCCUAAAUGGCUUCACACUCAAAAUAAUUUACAAUAUUUAUUUGUUUCUUAUGCUGAAAUCAGUGAUUCUGUGCCGGAGUGGUUCUGGAGACUUGUAAAAGGAGCAUAUAGGCUUAAAAUAGAAUCGAGCAAUCUCACAGGUGUAAUUCCGGAUCAACCACUUGAAUUUAAUGUUUAUGACAUAUCAUUGGCUUCCAAUCAAAUUAGAGGCUCUGUUCCAUCGUUCCUACUAAAGAGCGGAUUCUUAGACAUUUCAGAAAAUCUGAUUUCAAAAUUUGUUCAUUCAUGUGGUAAGGGAAGGAGUGCAAUUGUUGAAAAUUUGGUAGCUUUAAAUCUCUCAAGCAACAACUUAUCAGGGGAACUUCCUAGUUGUUGGGAUCAUUUCAAAUCAUUAAGGAUUCUGGACUUAUCCAAUAAUCAACUCUCAGGAAGGAUUCCUAGCUCUACGGGGUCCUUAAGUCAACUUAAGCUGUUAGUUCUGCGAAACAAUUGCUUCAGUGGUGGACUGCCUUCCUUCAAAAAUGCAACUAAACUGGGAAUGUUGGAUCUGGAAAAAAAUGACUUGUCAGGACCAAUACCACCUUCGUGGACGAGAGACAAUCUAAAAGAGUUGGAAACUGUUAGCCUACGGAUGAAUAAAUUAGAUGGAAAGCUGCCCUUGCAUCUAUGUUAUUUACCGAAGGCCAGGGUUUUGGAUCUCUCUUUUAACAAGUUUACUGGACUAAUACCACGUUGUCUUGACAAGCUGGCUGCAAUGGCCGAGAAAUAUGUUGUAAAUGAUUCCAAAUAUGACAUAUUCCUCUUUGAGAACGGAACAACCCAAGCAAUUGGGCUUUUUUAUUGGAAGUUGCCUAUGGUAUGGAAAGGAACAGAACAGGUAUACAAUGACCGCUAUGGGCUUAUGAACAUUGAUCUCUCUCACAAUCAAUUGGAGGGGGAAAUGCCAACAGGAAUUGUAAAAUUGGUUGAGUUGAGAUUCUUGAAUCUAUCAUCAAAUAGGUUGAGUGGAAAAAUCAUUUCAGAGAUUGGACAAUUAAAAUCGGUAGAAGCUCUGGAUCUAUCGAGAAAUCAUUUUGAUGGAGAAAUUCCUUCGAGUCUUGCUGAAAUAUCUGCGCUAAGCACUUUGGAUUUAUCAAACAACAACUUGACAGGACAAAUUCCAACAGGAACGCAAUUGCAAUCUUUUGAGCCCUCCAGCUAUGAAGGAAACCCUUACCUUUGUGGGAAGCCGUUGAACAAGCUCUGUCCUUUUGAAUAUCAUCCAUUUGGGAAUGUGAUACUAGCUACCCAAGAUGCUGAUGAAGAUGACGCUUUCAUGAAAGGAUUCUGUGAAAGCUUGGGUGUGGGAUUUGCUGUUGGAUUUUGGAUAGUGUUUGGAUCAUUGUUAGCUAUUCGAUCAUGGAGGCAUGCCUACUUCAAUUUCGUAGGGAAGGUGUCAGACUCUAUCUAUGUGGCAAGAGUGCUUCUUGUGGCAAAUUGGCGCAGGUGGCUCCGUAACUAA